Galendromus occidentalis (western predatory mite) is the source of this 1419-nucleotide messenger RNA. RefSeq lists its product as uncharacterized. The record is from RefSeq and is a predicted model, not a curated record. Gene Ontology annotation, biological process: protein O-linked glycosylation via mannose. Lineage: Eukaryota; Metazoa; Arthropoda; Arachnida; Mesostigmata; Phytoseiidae. Gene Ontology annotation, cellular component: Golgi apparatus. Gene Ontology annotation, molecular function: glucuronosyltransferase activity. The transcript has 5 exons. The annotation marks the transcript as partial.
ACCGAAGCGCCGCCCAGGCCGUCGCCAUGUGGAGAAGUUUCAGCCAUGCCGGGUUCCUACUGUCCGUUUUCCUCAGUUUCAUUCUCAUCUUGGUCAUACUUCACCCUGGAAAAUUCCACCGGCGAGAUGUCGCAAGACGAGCGCUUGCGCUGUCAUUACGCCAACGGGCCUAUGACGAAUAUUCAUUGCGAAAUAUGAACCAUAGCACCGUCCCCUUAAUCCAUUUGACGAUGGAAAGCUCAAAACCAAAGCGAAUGCUGCUCCUCCGCGACCUCAACGAUCCCAGCCCUGCCAACGGACCUCACCAAGUCUGCGUUGCCACUUAUGGAAGUCUCCGCGACAUAUACCAUGCAGUAGAAUUAUCAUGGCUAUGGAAAGCAUCUCCGGUAUCUGUGGCGCUCUUCGCGGGAGACGGUGAGGCGCAUUUGGUGUUGGAGUACUUGCAGUACCUUUCGUCCUGUCACCGCGGUAUCAAGAGCCACUUCGACUUCAGUCUUCUCGUGGCGAACAGUGACGAUCUCUGGCAAAGCGAAAACGAGGCUUUCUACUCCAAGUUCGACUGCGAGGAGUACAAGGAGGCACUUACCUACCAACUAUCGCGCAGGCUGAAACCAGCGACUGCUUCGGCGGAGGCGGAGUCGCGGAGCGAGCUGCGGUCUCGGCCGGGACCGAUCCCCGAAAACGAAUUGAAGAACAUAGCUCAGAGUGGAUGCGAGCGGCUUCAAGUUAAACGGGCCCUCACCCUUCCCUUGGGUACAAUGCCAAAACCUCGUUUGGACAUUGAGCUCGCCUCUUUUCUUAGGAGUUUGCCAUGCGAAAAAUGUAUCCUCGUUCUUCCCUCGUUCCUUUCCGCACAAAACCAGAAAGUCCCUCGUUCGAAGUCUGCUCUUGAUGCUCUGGUUAGCCAAAAACGUUUACUUCCGGUCGACAACGCUACGUACCGCCUUUGGGAACUCUUCAACGAAGAGAGUAUGACUUUGGCCUUCGAGCCCAAGCCCCGUCUAUUCCCGGCGUACGUGGCGCCGCUCGAUCUGCCGAAACUGGACAUACGCUUCAAGGGGCAAGACGCAACGAACACUCAGCUGAUCGAGGCUUACCUCAUCGGUUAUCGCUUCUGGGUGCUGAGCGAUGGCUUCGUGGUCAGGAAAAUCUUCGGCCACAGGACGCCGAAAUCCACAGACUUGGCUGGCCAAUCCGAGAGGCGUAAGCGGACCCAGACAGCAAGCGACUUGAGCGCUGCAGAAGAGUUCAAGAACGAACUGCGGGGCAAGUACCCGUUCGUCGAGGAGAUUCAUUGGUCGAACGAUUAUCUACAGCUCAAAGAGAAACAGUGAGAGUACGGUAUUUAUGAUGACGCUUCGACUAUGUCGAUAAGGAAGAGCCUCAGUCAGUGGGGAACCCCGAUACUUGUACUCUCCU